UCAUUUAAGAAAAAAUCAAAUGUGUUAUCGCUCAAAAACCAACGAGAUUAUGACGUUGUGCGAAAAUGUGGCAUUUAAAAAAAUAAAAUCGACCUAUUCGAGGGCGUUUGUAAAAAAUUAUUAAUAAUGCGGGUCUGAAUUUUGUGCGUCACUUUUGAUUCAGUCCGUGUAUUAACAAUAAAUGGGUGUGGCUGUGAUUUAUCGUUGACCAAAAAUUAGAAAACAAGUAGCAAAAGUGUCGCAACAAGAGUGUGUUUGUUUUCGACGAGAAGAAGACUUUCCACGACAAAAAAAUGGCGCCUUCGGACCUUUUCAUAAACCUUGGCCUUUCCCAAAAAAGAAAAUUAACCGACUUAUCCUACCUUUUGAUGUUUGCAACACUUCUGGUUAUUUUGACGAUCUUUGCAAUCAUAUACACUGCAUGUUCUUCGGAUUUGAACGACGGAGUUGCGAAUGAAUAUGUCUUGGAAGAGUUAAACGACAACUUUGGAUUUCUGGCAAUAGUUUGCUGCAUAGGACUUGGUCUUUCUGUUAUCGCAUUAUUUUGCUUUCGUUAUUUUGUGAACAUAUUUAUUUGGACUAUGUUGAUAGUUACUGUCUUAUUGACGUGUGCGCUCGCAGGAUUUGUUUGGUAUAUUUCGGCUCAGCCGGUUUCACACAACCAAAUCAGUUUUAAGAUAGCCGCUAUCAUUUUAACAGCUUUUUCGCUUAUCACUGCAACAUGUAUUCUAGUGUGGAAUGAACAAAUUAAACUUCUAAUCAAAUUUUACGAGGAAGCUAUCAAAAUAGUGUUCGCGAUGCCUCAAAUUUUUCUGGUAUCGCUCUUGACAUCCAUCUCCGUUUUGGUAAUUGCUGUGUUAUGCCGUUACAUGAUUGUUCUACUGGACAACUCUGGAGGACCAUUAAGUGGUUUUUUUUUAAAUACAAAAACAUACGACGGAGUCAAUGUCGGUAUGAUUAUGGAGGUAUUUGUCGUGCUAGUGUUCUUAUGGAUGGUCGAUUUUGUAUUAGUGUGCCAACAAAUGGUUAUUUCAGGUGCUGUGGCUACUUAUUAUUUUACACGCGAUAAAACAGCUUUGGUUUCUCCGAUCUACACCAGCUUUUACAAUUUAAUGCGGUACCAUCUUGGUUCCGCUGUAUAUGGUUCUAUAAUAUUUCUAGUAACGGCCCAAAAUAAUUAUUUUGUACAUGUUUGCUGUUGUAGUCGACUGAAAAAUUCAUUGCAAUAUCCGACCCCCAAGGGUUUAAUCGUCACAGCUAUUUGUGGAACACCCUUAUGCCAAUCGAGUGUUCGUGGUGCGACUUUAGUCGAUAGCAAUUUUCUGAGUGCUGUGGCGAAGAGUUCGGCGGGAACUUUCGUGUUUUCCACGAUGCAAUUGCUUGUGUUUAAUAUUACUGCGAUUAUUGGUUUUUUUAUGAUACAUUCAGUCCAAUCAGUCUUAAUUGGAGCUGUAUUUGCAUUGGUGUGCGCUCACUGUAUCUUUGUUGUUUUCCAAAUUGCUGUUGAUACUUUAUUUAUCUGUUACUGUGAGGAUUACUGCCUUAACAAUGGUAUAAAUGAACCAUUUUAUGCAACUGCGGAGCUUCGGCAAAAGGUGAAGGAAGUGCAGGACUUCACAAAAAGUAUUGAGGGAAAGGGAUGUGUUUGUUAAAUUUAUGAAAUGAAUUGCACAGUUGUGUUUUUUUACAAAAAUUACAUCACUUUAUCUUACUUAAACUAUUGUACUUUUACAAACUGUAAAAGUCGUGGAUUGUUUAACCAUGUGUUUAUAUUUGUCAAUUGUCAAUUAAACCUUGCAUUACUAAACUUCUUCAACAAUGACUAUUUAAAAAUCAUGAAAAGUUUGCGUUCAAAAGAUUGUUUUUAUGUUAAAACGCUGAAGGUGGUUGAUGUAUGAGACGUUUUUAAUUGGAUUGAAGAAUGAGCUAAAAUAAUAAAAUAUCAGUGAAACGAAUGCUGAUCAGGGUUAUUAAAAUUAAUUUUUUUCAUGUUAGGUAAAGCCAUUUAGUUUUAGUUUUAUGAAUAAGUAGUCAGUUAUUUGCACUUUUUCCAGUUGUAAUAUUUUAUAAAGUAUCAAAUGUAUUUCAGAAAGUAAUUUUUAGAUACAAACAUUCUUUUUUUCUUAAUUACUACUACUUAAUUACUAACCGAUGAUUGUUUUGUUUUUAACGAAAUUUUUCAAAAAUUUUAGUGGAAGCGAAAAAAAGGUAACAAUAACAUUACUUUUGGUCGAAAUUAGUUGUUCAAAAAAAUUCUUGUACAUUAAUCUCUGGCUAAAAGCUGGUUGAAAUGAUCUAAUUUUAG
Molecule: messenger RNA, 2305 nt
Organism: Tribolium castaneum (red flour beetle)
Lineage: Eukaryota; Metazoa; Arthropoda; Insecta; Coleoptera; Tenebrionidae
Product: choline transporter-like protein 1
Exons: 12
Coding region: 294-1652 (452 amino acids)
Biological process (GO): transmembrane transport
Molecular function (GO): transmembrane transporter activity
Source: RefSeq, a predicted model, not a curated record